This is a messenger RNA of Paramecium tetraurelia, 1260 nucleotides long. RefSeq lists its product as uncharacterized. The transcript has 6 exons. NCBI's taxonomy places the organism in Eukaryota, Ciliophora, Oligohymenophorea, Peniculida, Parameciidae. The record is from RefSeq and is a predicted model, not a curated record.
AUGGUGAGUGCUUUUUCAAUUGGCAAAGCGUAACGAUCCACUCAACCCAGAAGUGAAACACCUGGCCCAGGGGCUUACUAACCAAUGAAAAAACAGAAGAUGACGCCUCCAUCUUUCAAAUUUGGAUCUGGCAAUAGAAGUGGCCUUCUUAGAGUAUUUGCACCAGGACCUGGAGCCUAUGAGCAUCCUUCGAGAGUAACCAAAGAGGGACCAAAGUAUUCCUUUGGUCUUAAGAAACCAACAAUUUUAGCAAAAUAGGGACCAGGACCAGGAGCUUACAAUCCUAAUUACCGAACAAUGGUGAAGGCUCUUCCUAAUUAUUCAAUGGGAGCCAAACUAUCGUAAACCUACUCUACAUUAUAACCAGGGCCUGGAGCUUACGAAAAUCCUUCCACGGUAGUAGGAGUUCCUUGUAUGAGAUUUCCCAACUCUAAGCGCGAUGGAUUUUAUGACGUGACUCGUACCCCAGGACCUGGAUCAUAUCUAAAAAGACCAAAUAGUGCUGGUCCAUAAUAUAAAUUUGGGACGGCAUCAAGAGGAGCGUUUUCAGAAAUAAAGAAUCCUGGUCCAGGAGAAUAUGAAGCAAGAAGCGAGUUUAAUGUUUCACAAAAAGGGUUUUCCAUGCUUUCUAGAAGAAAUUAAACUCAGUAGGAAUAUGUGCCUGGACCUGGAACAUACAAUUGGGAUAAGAAACAAAAGUUGCGACCUCCUUCCUAUAAAAUCGGAAAUGAGACUAGAGAUAGCUUGAAUCGAGAAUUGCUCAGAACUCCAGGACCAGGAACUUAUGAAUCUAGAUAUGAAUUUGCAAGGCCAAAAUCAGCAUAAGUUCGUAUUGGUAGUGCUACUCGUAGGCCAUUGAGUGACACAAGAGAUAUCCCAGGACCUGGAACUUAUGAUUUGAACACUAAAAUGGGGGAGGGUCCCAAACAUUAGAUUUUAGGAAGUAAGUACGAACCUACUACUACUUUGAAUCAACCUGGUCCAGGAGCAUAUAAUCCCAAUGAUGGACCAAGUAAACAGCGUCCUGCUUCAGCAAAAAUUGGUACAGGUCAAAGAGCUGAAUUGAAUGCUGGUUUUGGAAAAGACGCUCCAGGGCCUGGAAAUUAUAAUUUGAGAGGUUCCUCUGAUGGGCCUAAGUGGGGAUUCGGAACAGCACUAAGACCAAAUCUAAAUUAAACAGAUUAGAGUGUGCCAGGACCGGGAAACUACACGCUCAAGCCAACUUUUGCAGAUGUGCCAUCAUACCUAUUGAAUAAAUGA